AUGACCAAUGAUAAUGAUCCUCCAAGAACAUCCCAAAGGAGUGAUCCGGGAUGGAAAUAUUGUCAUCUGAUGGAUGAAUCAAAUUUAAAUACAACUAUUUGCAAUUAUUGUGGGAAAGUCAUGAAAGGAGGAGUUACUAGAGCAAAAGAACAUCUCAUGGCAAAGAAGGGCAAUGUUGCUGCUUGCACUAAGACUCCGAAAAAUGUGAGAGAAGAACUUUGGAAAUUAUAUAAAGAAAAAGCAGAUAGCUCCUCUAUCAAUCCUAGAUAUAAUGCAACCAAUGAUAACCAUGAGAGUGAAGAUGAAGUUGAAAUUUCUACGACUAGCAAUGAUAAAGGGAAAAAUAGCGGUGGAAGGAAAGGACCAAUGGAUAUGUUCUGUAGAAAUCCAGCCGCUGCGAUAGAGAAGAGAAAAAAGGAAAAACUAAGGCAAGCUAACAUCAAAGAGGCAUGUGACAAAAAUUUAAAGGCCUCGGUUCAUCAAUAUAUUGCUCGAUUUUGGUACCAAGCAGGUUUGUCAUUCAACCUUGUGAAAUUGAAAAGUUUUCAAGAUAUGAUUGAUGCCAUAGGUGCUUAUGGACCCAAUUUACCCGCGCCUAGUUAUCAUGAAAUCAGAGUUCCGCUUCUCAACAAGGAAGUUGAGUACACUGAGAAGUUGUUGCAAGAUCAUAAAUUGCAGUGGAGCAAACAUGGUUGCUCUAUUAUGUCAGAUGCAUGGACUGAUCGAAAGCAACGAUGCUUGAUUAACUUUUUGGUGAGCUCCCCUGCAGGGACAAUGUUUGUCAAGUCCAUUGAUGGUUCAAACUUUGUGAAGACAGGAGAAAAACUAUUUCAGAUGCUUGAUUCCCUUGUGGAGGAAAUUGGAGAAGAAAAUGUUGUUCAAGUUAUAACAGAUAAUGGGAGCAAUUAUGUGUUGGCUGGUAAGUUGUUAGAAGAGAAAAGACCUCAUCUCUAUUGGACUCCUUGUGCUGCCCAUUGUAUAGAUUUGAUGCUUGAGGAUAUUGGAAAGCUUCCUUUGAUAAAGAAGACAAUUCAAAGAGGAAUUAGUCUUGUUGGCUUUAUCUAUAGCCAUUCUAGUACCUUGAGUUUGUUGAGACAAUUUACAAAUAAGAGGGAAUUAGUAAGACAUGCAGUUACAAGGUUUGCUACCUCCUAUUUAUCAUUACAAAGGUUGCAUCAAGAGAAGGGAAGUUUGAGAAAGAUGUUCACUUCUGAUGAAUGGAGCAAUAACAAGCUAUCAAAGGAAGCCAAGGGGAGGGAGGCUACAAAAAUUGUUCUUAUGCCUUCAUUUUGGAAUCAAGUAGUAUUUACUCUCAAAGUCAUGGCUCCUCUUGUUCAUGUGCUUCGUUUAGUUGAUGGGGAAAGAAAAGCAGCUAUGGGUUAUAUAUAUGAAGCAAUGGAGAAAGCCAAGGAAACAAUAAUGAAGUCGUUCAACAACGAUGAAAGUAAAUACAAUGAUGUAUUCACAAUUAUUGAUAAUAGAUGGACAUGUCAACUUCAUCGCCCCUUGCAUGCUGCUGGUCACUUUUUGAACCCAGAGUUCUUUUAUUCCAACCCAGACAUGGAAUAUGAUUUGGAAGUUACAAACGGAUUAUAUGAUUGCAUUAGGAGGUUGGUGCCAAGUAAAGAUGUGCAACAAAAAAUUUUAACUGAGUUACCUCUUUAUAAGAGUGCAAAUGGACUCUUUGGUGAUGAUUUUGCCAAAGAAUCAAGGAAAACCACAACCCCAGGUGAGACACUCGAACACUUUUUAAAUUGUGCUAAGAUAUAA
Vigna unguiculata (cowpea) is the source of this 1770-nucleotide messenger RNA. RefSeq lists its product as uncharacterized. Gene Ontology annotation, molecular function: protein dimerization activity. Lineage: Eukaryota; Viridiplantae; Streptophyta; Magnoliopsida; Fabales; Fabaceae. The record is from RefSeq and is a predicted model, not a curated record.